AUGUGUGUACCGUCCAAGUUAACGAGUGUCGAUUACCUUACCCUCCUCUCCACUUCAACAGUUCGUUGAAGACGUUAGAAAGCCUGCGCCUCCAUACACCAUCUUAUAAGAAUCCCGUGUGUGCGUCUUCGUCUCAAGCCUGAUUCAAAGUUCCUUGCAGGACGACAUCGCCAUGUCGCAUGUUCUUGCAAAGAUGAAGGCGCUACAAACAGGCUGCAAUUCUUUUUUCCGAAACUGUCUGGGGGCCCUCCUAUUCCUCCACCUGCUCUCCUCCUUCAGCCUACGCGCCGCCGCGCAGUACAAAUUCGACAGCCUGCCCACGCAGGAAGCGCCGAUUAAAGACAAGCGCUGGCACUUCGGCAGCGCCACGUUCUACGGAAACGACAUGCUCGUCGGCAACUCCGGAAACUGCGGAUACCCAUACAGCUUCGUCAACAACCGCACGCAAGUCGCGGUGCCGGACCCGCGCUGGUCCAACACGCUCACGUCGGGCGUCGGCAACUUCAAGGGCGCGGCGUGCGGUCAGUGCUUCAUGGUGAAGUGCCUCUCGAAGCCGCGAUACGGCGGAAAGGUCUUCUGCCGUAACAAGAAGCCGGUCAUGGUGACAAUAACGAACUUCGACACGCCGCGGUCGGAGGGCUGGCCCAACAACCACUUCGACUUCUUCCGCACGGGAUUCGAGAAGAUCGCGGACCCGGACUCGGGGAUAGUGAACGUCAUGUGGCGCAGGACGCGCUGCCCGAAAACCGCGCCCAAGUACACGGUCAAGGGGAAUCCGUUCUGGCACGAUAUUACCGUUUACGACGUGCCUGGAGUCGGCGCCAUCACGGGCGUGUGGGUGAAACGCGCGGGGAGAUCGGACUGGGAAGCGGCGAGGCACUCGUGGGGAGCGCAUUGGGUGGUCACGGGGAGGGUCGACUGGGACGAUAAGAAGACCAAGGUUCGCGCGCAAGUGGCGGAGUCGCGGCGGUAUAUUUUUCCGUCUCGCAAGCAGGCGUAUUGAACGGCUGAUUUGCUGGCGGCCAUAGUAAGUCACGAAUCUCGUUAGCCUCUCAAGAGUGCUUGAGACUUAGGAAUAGCUAGGAUAGCCGUUGGAAGCUGUUCGGCCUUCACAGCUUUGAUAGUUAAAAAUGUUUCAUCAAAUUGCCCGUGGUUCAUAAAAAAAGACAAGGAGG
Molecule: messenger RNA, 1175 nt
Organism: Closterium sp. NIES-67
Lineage: Eukaryota; Viridiplantae; Streptophyta; Zygnematophyceae; Desmidiales; Closteriaceae
Source: the annotation of a GenBank genome assembly